Molecule: messenger RNA, 1851 nt
Organism: Musa acuminata AAA Group (dessert banana)
Lineage: Eukaryota; Viridiplantae; Streptophyta; Magnoliopsida; Zingiberales; Musaceae
Product: cytochrome P450 77A3-like
Exons: 1
Coding region: 133-1665 (510 amino acids)
Cellular component (GO): membrane
Molecular function (GO): heme binding; iron ion binding; oxidoreductase activity, acting on paired donors, with incorporation or reduction of molecular oxygen, NAD(P)H as one donor, and incorporation of one atom of oxygen
Source: RefSeq, a predicted model, not a curated record
UCCUCCUCCAUAUAACGCCUACUCCCAUGCAGUGAGUCUUGAACUCGUCACACCAAUACAACCAUUGCUGCUGCUACUGCUACCACCACACCCUCUCAGUAGUACUGCUGCUGCUGCUGUGCAAAGCAGCAGAUGGACCUGAUCGACCUUUUGUGUGUUGUUGGAGCAGCCAUCGUGGCGGCGGUGUGGUGGCGGCGGUGCUCGAGGACCCCGGAGGGGCUCCCGCCAGGUCCGCCGGGGUGGCCGGUGGUGGGUAACCUCUUCCAGGUGAUCCUGCAGCGGCGGCCCUUCAUGUACGUCGUCCGGGACCUCCGCGAGCGCUACGGCCCCAUCUUCACCAUGCGGAUGGGGCAGCGCACCCUCAUCAUCGUCAGCUCCCCCGACCUCAUCCACGAGGCGCUGGUCCAGAUGGGCCCCCUUUUAGCCAGCCGCCCCGCCGACUCCCCCACCCGCCUCCUCUUCAGCUCCGGCAACUGCACCGUCAACUCGGCGCCGUACGGGCCACUCUGGCGCGCCCUUCGCCGCAACUUCGUCUCCGAGAUCGUCUGCCCCGCCCGCGUCAAGCAGUUCGGGUGGAUCCGUGACUGGGCCAUGGCCAACCACCUCGCUCGCCUGCGCGCCGAGUUCGAGGCCACCGGCGCGGUCCAGAUGAUUAGCAACUGCCGCCUCACCAUCUGCAGCAUCCUCGCUUGCAUCUGCUUCGGCGCCAGGGUCCCCGAGCACCACGUCCGGGUGAUCGAGGAGGUCCUCAAGGAGGUCAUGAUGAUGACGAUGCCCAAGCUGCCCGACUUCCUCCCCGUCUUCACCCCCUUCUUCCGGGGCCAGCUCACCGAGGCCAGGAAACUGCGGAAGCGGCAGAUGGACUGUCUUGUGCCGCUGUUGAGAGCUCGAAGGGCGUUCGUCGAGAGCGGCGGGAAGUGUGACCCCAGCUCGCCGUGGGAGAUGGUGAGCCCGGUCGGCGAGGCCUACCUCGACUCCUUGCUAUGCCUGGAACCCACCGGCAAAGGCCGGCUCCGGGACGAGGAGCUGGUGACGCUCUGCUCGGAGGUCAUGAGCGCCGGCACCGACACGAGCGCCACCAUGCUCGAGUGGGCGAUGCUGCAUUUGGUGCUCGACCAGUCGGCGCAGGAGCAGCUGUACGAGGAGAUCGUCGAGAAGGUGGGGAGGGACAAGGGGAUGAAGAUCACCGAGUCCGACGUCGAGGGGAUGAGCUACCUGCAAGCGGUGGUGAAGGAGACGAUGCGGCGGCACCCGCCGAGCCACUUCGUGCUGUCGCACGCGGCGACGAGGGAGACGGAACUGGGCGGGUACCGCAUCCCAGCGGACGCCAGCGUGGAGUUCUACACGGCGUGGGUGACGGAGAAUCCGAGCACGUGGAAGGACCCGGGGGAGUGGCGGCCGGAAAGGUUCAUGAAAGGCGGGGAGGGGUGGGAGACCGACAUCACGGGGACGAGGGGCAUCAGGAUGAUGCCGUUCGGGUCCGGCCGGCGGAUCUGCCCGGCAUUCACCCUGGGGAUGCUUCACAUCCAGCUCAUGCUGGCGAGGAUGGUGAGGGAGUUCCGGUGGGUGGCGGUGCCCGGGGAGCAGCCGGACCCAGCGGAGACGUUCGCGUUCACGGUGGUAAUGAAGGAUCCCCUCAGAGCUGUCAUCGUGGAGCGGGAGUAGAGGAAGAAGCCACGCCACACGCGUCUCUCUGACACGGUGUUGUCGUAACGUAGCGUGUAUGCACGUGAGCGAGGGGUCGCAUCGUCUCGCUCAUUCCACUAAGUUGCCACAAUAGGCGUAUCCUGUAGCGUUUAUUUUCUGAUCAUGUUAAAUGAAUGCAAUAAUAAAUACGUCAGCUUUGGACAA